AAACCAACAAUCCUCAUCAGACUCCCAUACCUUCAACCUCAUCUCCACCAACAUGGCCUCCACAAAUCCCAUCGCAAUUAUCGGUGCCGGUCUCUCGGGACUCAGCUUAGCUCUAGCUCUCCACAACCAGAACAUCUCAUCCGUCCUCUACGAAACUCAAUCCGCUCCCCUCGACAUCGGAGGCGCCAUCAUGCUCUCCCCCAACGCCCUACGCAUCCUGGACCGCUUGGGCGUGCUUCAGCUUCUAGAGCCGCGCGGGUACAAGUUCGAGCAGCUCUAUUUCCGCUCCGGAGACGAUAAACUUGUCGAUGAGUUCGAGUUUGGCUCGGCCGAGAAAUACGGCUACUCUGCACUCCGUGUCUAUCGAUACGAGCUGAUCAACGUCUUACUGGAUUUGGUCAAACAGGCUGACAUCCGCAUCGAGUACGGCAAGAAGUUUGACCACGUCAUCAGCGAAACCGAUGAGAGCGUCACCUGGCAGUUCGCCGACGGCUCUGAGGGCAAUGCUCCCUUGCUAGUCGGCGCCGACGGCAUCCACUCCCGCGUGCGCCAGCAUCUCUACCCAGGCUUGGUCGCCAAGUUCACCAACAUGCUCGGCAUCACGGCCGCCAUCCCCACGGCACAGCUCCAAGCCGACGACGAUUAUCCUAUUCCAGUCACCAUCAUGAACCCCAAGCACGGCGCCUUUGUCAUUGCGCCACAGUUAACUGACGGCUCCGAGGUCUUGAUUGGCAAGCAGUAUCGCUUCACCGGCCCUGAGCCAGACCGCGAGGGGUGGAAGAAGAUCACCUCAGACAAGCAAUGGGCGGUCGACUUCCUUCGCCAGGGCCACGAAGACUUUCCAGCCAUUGUGCACCGCGCCACCUCCUCCGUCUCUGAGGCAAAGGUCAAUGUGUGGCCCUUCUACCUGCUCCCUAAGCUCGACACCUGGGCUUCUGAGAAGCACGCCCGAGUGGUUAUCCUCGGUGACGCAGCGCAUGCCAUUCCUCCCACGGCAGGACAAGGCGUGAACCAAGCUUUUGAGGAUAUCUACAUCUUCGCCGGUGUCAUUGCCAAACUAAGAAAUGAGUCGCAACCAGGAGCACCUGAAAAGUUGAAGACCGCGCUGAGGAACUGGCAGAACGGCCGCCAAGCUCGUAUCGACCGGGUGCUUCAGGUGAACGAUCAAAUUAACGAGAGGAGAAUGCCUUCAAAUGAGAAUGUCGAGUUCAAACCGUUUGACCUCGAGUGGCUCUAUUCUGCCGAUUUCGAUAAGAUGGUUGCUGAGUAUGCCGGAAGCUUGGAGUGA
Ilyonectria robusta is the source of this 1288-nucleotide messenger RNA. RefSeq lists its product as uncharacterized. The record is from RefSeq and is a predicted model, not a curated record. Bases 53 to 1288 code for a protein of 411 amino acids. Gene Ontology annotation, molecular function: FAD binding; monooxygenase activity. Lineage: Eukaryota; Fungi; Ascomycota; Sordariomycetes; Hypocreales; Nectriaceae. The transcript has a single exon.